Molecule: messenger RNA, 1321 nt
Organism: Acanthopagrus latus (yellowfin seabream)
Lineage: Eukaryota; Metazoa; Chordata; Actinopteri; Spariformes; Sparidae
Gene: tmod4
Product: tropomodulin 4 (muscle)
Exons: 10
Coding region: 189-1211 (340 amino acids)
Biological process (GO): muscle contraction; pointed-end actin filament capping; myofibril assembly
Cellular component (GO): striated muscle thin filament; myofibril
Molecular function (GO): tropomyosin binding
Source: RefSeq, a predicted model, not a curated record
AGAGAGAGAGAGAGAGGGGAGGGGGGCAAAGAAAAAAAGAGAAACAACUUUCUCUGGUUUCUAACUGCAGGCUCUGUAGCUGGAGGGGCUUCAGCACUGAGCUUCUGUGAAGUGCCCUCUCGCCCAGGGGUGUGCAAGCGGUGUGUAUGAGUGAGUGUGUGUGUAUGUGAGCCAGAACCUCAGGAGCCAUGUCGGACCCCAGGGACAUCGAUGAGGAUGCCAUCCUCAAGGGCCUCAGCGCCGAGGAGCUGGAUCAGCUGGAGUACGAGCUGCAGGAGAUGGACCCGGAGAAUGCCAUGCUGCCCGCUGGCUUCCGGCAGCGUGACCAGACGAAGAAGUCCCCGACGGGUCCGUUCGACCGCGACGCCCUGCAGCAGCACCUGGAGAAGCAGGCCCUGGAGCACGAGGACCGGGACGACCUGGUGCCCUUCACCGGGGAGAAGAAAGGAAAGGCCUACGUCUCCAAGACAAAACCGGGGAUCCCCGAGUGCGAGCAAGUCGUCCUGGAGCCGGAGCUGGAGGAGGCUCUGAAAAACGCCACGGACGCCGAGAUGUGUGACAUUGCAGCCAUCCUUGGAAUGUACACGCUGAUGAGCAACAAGCAGUAUUACGAUGCUCUGGGCACCACAGGCACCAUCGCCAACACCGAGGGCAUCAACAGUGUAGUGAAACCAGAUCCGUUUAAGAUCUUCCCCGAUGAGCCGCCAAACCCCACCAACGUGGAGGAAACCCUGGAGAGAAUCCACAACAACGACAGCAGCCUGACUGAAGUCAACCUCAACAACAUCAAGGACAUUCCCAUCCCAACACUGAAAGAGAUCUUUGAGGCAAUGAAGGGAAACUCUCACGUGGAGUUUCUGAGCAUCGCUGCGACCCGUAGCAACGACCCUGUGGCUUACGCGUGUGCUGAGAUGCUGCAGGAGAACACCAGCUUGCAGAGUCUUAAUAUCGAGUCGAACUUCAUCACUUCGGACGGCAUGAUGGCGGUCAUCAAAGCUGUGGCCAAAAACGCCACACUGGUGGAGCUUAAGAUCGAUAACCAGAGGCAGAAGUUGGGAGACUCGGUUGAGAUGGAGAUCGCCUCCAUGUUGGAAAACAACUCCAGCAUCCUCAAAUUCGGCUACCACUUCACCCAGCAGGGUCCCCGCGCCAGAGCCGCCAUGGCCAUCACACGAAACAACGACAUGAUUCGCCAGCAGAGAUUAAGAUGAAAACGAGUACUGAGCAAACAGAAGAACAACCACUUCAGCCUGCGAACAGACUGCCACCAACAGGCUCCUGCCAGCUUUCUUCGAUGUGACGCUUCAGAGCUGAACCCUCC